AUGGCCGCCUCCGCUCCCAUCCGCCUCCUCUCCCCCUCCCACUCGCCAUGGCCGCCACAAGAUCUGAACCCUAGGCCCGUACCGCGCCUCCACGCGUCGCCGGCGCGCCACCACCAUCUCCUCACCGCCCGCUGCGCGUUGUCCCCGCCGUCACUUGACUUCCCGCUCCUCCCGUUCCAGCCCGUGGAGGCCUUGUACAAGAGGAAAAAUUCUUUUGUUCACUUCGUGCUUGAUCCAGUUGUAGAUAGCUCUACUCCAGCUUCAUUUGUUGUAAGAUAA
Molecule: messenger RNA, 279 nt
Organism: Miscanthus lutarioriparius
Lineage: Eukaryota; Viridiplantae; Streptophyta; Magnoliopsida; Poales; Poaceae
Source: the annotation of a GenBank genome assembly